This is a messenger RNA of Acanthaster planci (crown-of-thorns starfish), 10054 nucleotides long. Its product is annotated as rap guanine nucleotide exchange factor 2-like. NCBI's taxonomy places the organism in Eukaryota, Metazoa, Echinodermata, Asteroidea, Valvatida, Acanthasteridae. Gene Ontology annotation, cellular component: plasma membrane; apical plasma membrane. The record is from RefSeq and is a predicted model, not a curated record. Gene Ontology annotation, biological process: Ras protein signal transduction. Gene Ontology annotation, molecular function: protein binding; guanyl-nucleotide exchange factor activity.
UUCACAUGUAUGUGUGAUGAGCGUUUGGUUGACCGAAUGCCGUCGAACCCGAGUUUCGGCUUUGAUUAUUUCCGGCCAAGUGACAGUAUUUACCGGGUUGAACCAAAUGAUUGACACAUUAUGGAAUGCAAUAAGAUGGCGUUUUCCGGCAAGGGGGAACAUUUUUCUUGACGCUGAUUCGACUGUGACUUCGAAGACAUGAGCUGGAACCUGUGAUCAGUGUGGAAGGAGCUGUCAACGACAACAUCAUUAGCAAGCCUCCCAAAAAGGAAUCUUGUCUGUUUGGCCGGAACACACGUGUACACAUGCACAUGUAUGUGCAUUGCAUUUUCUCUGGCGUCUGAAGCUGAGAACGGAAUAUGCAGUUCUCCAGUUGCAGGAAAGGACACACGUUGAGCAAGACAGUGCUGUUGGAUGGAGCCUGCUAAUCUGUCAAUAUUAAUUGCUCAUUAACUUAUCAAUGCUGCCACAAUUAAAAAGAUCCCUGUUCCCUUGAAUCAAGAGCACCUGUAACGAGCGGAAACUAUGCAGUGUUAUGCCAGCGCACAGACGUUUCAAUUAUAAGCUUGUUAGGACUUGUUACCAAGCAGACUCGGCUAUGUGUCGGUUCACAGGGCAUCUUGUCCUGUAACCUGCCACGAUCACUCUGAGCGACCAAGUGCAAGUUGUAUGUCGUCAGUUUGCAUGAGUGGGUGACAAGAUGUCAGCCUACGUGGACCAGCAUUACAUUAAAUGCCUGCAGAGGUUGCCCAACGAGCGAAUGCCUCAGGAUCUGGAUUACAUUAUUUCCUUCCUACAUACCUUGGAAGCCUUAAGGUGUCUCCGUGAGCCAGCCUUGCGAGAAAUCGCCAAAAAUGUCCAGUACAUCAAGCGGGAGGCCAACGACAUCUUAUACUGUCGAGAUGAUCGUAGUUCUUGUUGGUACAUCCUCCUGUCGGGCUCUGUCUUCAUCGACCAGGCCAUGUUCCUCCCACGGAGCAGCUUUGGCAAGCGGACGUUGGGCAGUGGGCGAAGGGGUGCUGACUGUCUCAUCUUGGAGGCCUCCGAAUUACUUGUGAUUGACUACCCGGACGCCCACUUGAUGAAGCCCGGCCAACGUCAGUCCUACACCCCAACCAACCUGGAGCGCCUCAUGGCUUUGGAACAGGAAGAGGUCCAGGUACCUGCCCCACGAGGGCGCUCAUACAGCGAGGACCGCUCAGCGUCCUUCAGCAGCGAAGGCAAUACGACUUCAUUACCAUCGAUCAGGCUGGAGCGGACACAGUCACUGGACAGUGAAAAGAAGCAUUCCAAGAGAGCCAUGGAGGACAUCCCAACCCUCCUGAGUGAUAUAGAUGAUACGGCCCCCCUGGGGCAUCAUCUUCCUCAAGUCAUGGCCUCUUCGGCCAGCUACAGCGACCGCAGCUCUCUCCACAGCAGCAUGUCUAGCAGCUUCUCAGAUCUCUACCAAGCCGGCAGCAAUGAGAAUCCAGACCUUGAUCUGACGGGAUUGGUGGAGAGUACUGUGGACUCGGAUGACGAGGAUACCGUCAGUGAAUCAGCCUCGACACUUGUCGUUAGAGAUUUUGUCCGAGAUUGCUUGGAGAAGGAUCCCAUGGACAGAACAGAAGACGACAUAGAAAUCUUGUUGGAUUUUAUGCGUCACCUACCGGCGUUUGCCAAUAUGACGAUGUCAGUACGUCGGGCGUUGUGCGCUGUCAUGGUCUUUGCUGUGGUGGCCAAGGCGGGGACCAUCGUCAUGAAGAACGAGGAAGAGCUGGAUUCCUGGUCUGUCAUUCUGAAUGGCCACGUUGAAGUGACCAAACCCGAUGGCACGGUGGAACAGCUUCAUCUUGGAGACAGCUUUGGCGUGAAGCCAACCUUGGAAACACAGUUCCAUGUGGGCGUCAUGAGGACCACCAUAGAUGAUUGUCAGUUUGUUUGUAUUGCGCAAGAUCAUUACUACAGAAUACUAACACAAGGUGAGGAGAAUAUACGUCGCAUUGAAGAGAAUGGACAAGUGGUAAUGAUCACAGAACACAGGGUACUAGACGACAGACGGCAGGGUCAUAUAUUAAUUAAGGCCACACCUGAGAGGUUGAUCUUGAAUCUUAUGGAGGACAGCUCUCCCGUCGAUCCGACCUACGUGGAAGACUUUCUCAUGAGUUAUCGCACCUACCUCCCCAGCCCACAUCAAGUAUGUGACAGCCUUCUGCAUUGGUUCCAAGACGUUAACCUACGAGACAAGGUGACCCGCGUGCUGCUUCUGUGGGUCAACAACUACUACAGUGACUUUGAGAGGUCGCCGGACAUGAUCGAGUUUCUGGAGGCAUUUGAGGACUGCUUAGAGAAAGAGACCAUGACUGGCCAGCUAAGAUUACUUCAUAUAGCUGGGGCUGCUAAGGCCAAGCCUAGGACAGUUGUGCUGGCUCGGUCGGACCGUGACUCCAUGCUAUCUUUCUCCAUCGUUGGAGGCUGGGAGAAGAAGAUGGGCAUCUUCAUCUCCAAGGUGGAGCGUGGCUCCAAGGCGCAGACGGUGGGACUGAGGAAGGGGGACCAGCUCCUGGAGGUCAACGGUCACAGCUUUGAGAAAGUCACUCGCACCAAAGCCCUGGAGAUACUCAAGGGAACGACUCAUCUUAGUAUUACCGUCAAGUAUAACACGCUAGCAUUUCGGGACCUGAUCGCAUCCCAGGACGGCGGCCGUAGCAACUGGGGCCGGCUGCCCAGCCAGGAGAUCCAGCUCCUCCAGACAGACCCACGGGCCAGGCUGACCAUCCCUGACCUAGCCCUAGCCGUACCCUUAUCUCAGAUGUCUCCCGAGAUCAAGACCAAGAGUAAGCAUGAGAAGAGAAGCGGGUUUGCCACACUAGGCCACAAGACCAAGCUGCGUAAGGCUAUGGCUAAGCUCAGCAUUCUACCCAACAAGACCACAGCGAGGACCCAAGAUGACUCCUCGACCCUCAUGAGGCAUUCCAAGUCAGGCAGCAUCACCGGCAGCAACCCUUACCUGAGCAACAGUAACCCCGACCUGACCUCCAUUGCCGCCAUCCCCAUGUACGAAUCCUCUGCCUACAUGGCUGGCAACGACUACCCCGAGCACGUCCUUAAGAUCUACAGGGCUGACCAGUCCUGCAAGUACUUCCUGGUACACAAGGAGACGACGGCGUUAGAAGUGGUGAUGCUAGCCAUGCGGGAAUACGGCCUGACUGAAGCAGCCAACUCGGGCACUUACUCCCUCUGUGAGGUGACCGUUGCCCCAGGUGGGAUGGUCAAGCAGCGCCGGCUGCCAGACCAUCAGAGUGACGUGGCCGGUCGGCUGAGUCUAUGUGGUCGGCUCUUCCUCAGGAACAACAUGGCCUCGGAGACGCUCAUGCCGGACGAAGUGGCCGUGGAGUUACUGAAGGAUAGUCAAGUCACCUUCCUCCAAUUGGAUUCCAACGAAGUCGCGGCUCAGCUGACGCUGAGAGACUACGAGAUAUUCCAAAAGAUUGAAGCUACAGACUACAUAGAGAAUCUCUUUGAACUCAAACCUGAGGACUCCAACAAGAGGUUACAGUCAUUCGAGGAGAUUGUGAACAAUGAAUUAUUCUGGGUGGUGACAGAAGUCUGUAACGAGAUCACCUUGGUCAAGAGAGCUAAAAUUAUCAAGCAGUUCAUCAAAAUUGCAAGGCACUGCAAAGACUGCAAGAACUUCAACUCUCUCUUUGCCAUCGUCAGCGGCCUCGGUCACGGCUGCGUCUCCCGCCUCCGCAGCACCUGGGACAAAGUCCCCGCCAAGUACGUCAAGAUGUUUGAGGACCUACAGGACCUGAUGGACCCAUCUAGGAACAUGUCCAAGUACCGGAAUCUGGUCAGCUCCGAGCAGGUCCAACCCCCACUGAUUCCAUUUUUCCCCGUGGUCAAGAAGGACCUGACCUUCAUACACCUGGGCAACGACACCAAGGUGGACGCUCUGAUCAACUUUGAGAAGCUCAGGAUGAUAUCGCGGGAGGUCCGCUACAUCGUCAGCAUGGCCAACGCUGUCUACGACCCCAGGCAACUAUUGGCUCCCAAGAUGACCGGCUCGGGCUCGCCGCUGAUUGGAUCCAGCCUGGCCUCGGUCAUGGGCGCCAGCGUCACCACGUUGCCACGGAAACGCAACCAGGGGCGCCGCAGCUCGGCGGUCAUCAACCCAAAGAAGAUGUGGGAGGAGGCCCAGAUGUGCCGGCGAGUCAAACAGUACCUGAGCGUUCUGAACAUUGUACAAAAUGAAGAUGAACUCAGAGACAUGUCACUCAAGUGUGAACCCAUCGCCAACUCAGCCAUUCAAAGGAUUACUGGUGGGGGUUCUAUGAACUCGGGACAGACCAGGCGGAGUUCCCAGACCAGUCAGAGUUCAUUGACCUCCACUCUUGCCCCGCCCCCCACAACGUACAACAAGCAGGAAGAGGAGAUUAAGAAGAUUAUCUACAAAGAUGCACCCAAGACGUCCUUUGGAGCCACGUCACCCAAAAACCUGCGCAAGUUGUUAUCCCUGUCGGAGGAGGGGGAGUCCCGAAUUAGCACCAUGAAAGUCCAGAAGUCGUCCCAGCCGCGAGGCCCCCCGUCCACCAGUCACUGCAAAGUAGGGCCAGCCUCCCCGACGUUGAACACCAACACCCGGACGAGAAGGGCAGCUGUCACCAGCCGAGGGUCCUCUGUCAGUACGUCGUCUGCCGAGGGGAACGAAGGCCGUAAACUGAGCCCGCAACGUAGUGACAGUGGCUAUGGGGGUAGCGAAGCAGGCUCUACUACAAUGCAAGAGCACAAACCCAAACACAGACAGACAACAGGGCAACAGCCUGGCAUGACUGGACCUUACGACAGUUCAGAUUCUAGCCAGAGUUGUCUGUCGUCUAAUUAUGAUACUCAGAGCAACUCGUCGUUCGGUUCGUCAUCACCGCCAACAAGAGAUCAUCAGUUCCACAACGAUUUGCCAGGAGCUCCCACAAUGCCUCUCAACAACCAGGUGAAGCCUGGUCGUAGGUGGGUUAGCCAGGAAGAGCGAUGUACCUACCCAGACAGGCCACGCCAACCUCCAGAAUACCAUGCAGCUACCAAAGGUACACCGCCGAAAAGAACAGGGAGGUCUUAUUCCCAACCACCCUCUGCUGCCCCUGACAUGACACAAAGGCAGCCACCAGACUAUGCUGUUGCCACAGCCAGGAAACGGGAACUGUCCAGUUCCAAGACAGAAGCGUGCGACUUCUACGACUCGGAUAACGAGCAGGUGUCUGUCGUAUGACUAGGCAAGGAAGAUACUUCCUGAUACUGUAUAUUUGGGGACUAUUUACAAAGGACGAAGUUCAGCCCUGUGUCGUCUUAGACUCGCUCCACAACUUUUCCUUUUUGGUCCAAGCACACAUGGGUGAGGAAUUUGAAAAGCUGUGAUGCGGAUUGUCCAGGUCCUUUGGAACUCUGAUGCUGAAGCAUGGAAAUCCAUGGUGAGGAAGUCAGGGAACUGGACUCUUGUGGACGAGUCAUCAGAGAAAUUGUGUGUGAAACAGUCAGAUGCCAAGAAGGUCCGUUGCCACAAGAUGGAAUCUGUGCUGAGGGAGUCAGGGAACAGGACUCACAAUGAUGAAUGGAUUCCUUGCAGCAUGUAAACACACUGAAGAAUCCUAGCUUAAGUAGUCGGGGAACAUGACACAUGAUUGAUGACUGAUGGUUGAUCACUUGCAGGCACUGUGGGCGUGGUGAUGUGGACCACAAGAUGAAUUGUGUGUGACGUUAAACGAAUGGCAGGAUUUUGUGUUUGUUUAUUGAAUGGGCUAACUGGUAUCACGUUCAGCGAUUACCUCCUUAAACUCUCAUAAAAGUAUUUCAAGUUCGCAUUCGUGCAUAGGCAUAAAAAAUUCAAUCACAUUGCACCAGGCAGAAAAUUGUCUUUAAUACGCACAUGAGGACAACCUACUGUUGGCCCCUUCCUGCACAAUAAGAGAAAUGAUGGAAAGACUGAGAACCAGUCUAGUUUACCAAAAAUACCAAACCCCUACCCGUAAAUGGUAGAGCCCACUAUUCAUGAAAGGGGUUGGUAAAACAAAAAAAGUUGCAUCGUGCAGGUCCGGCUGUAUUUCACGUUGUGUCCACGGGUUGAAGAGGCAGCCCCAAAAUAUGUAUUAAGCUUCUGGUCAUGUUGCAAUUUUGAUGUUUAAUGUCAUGUUUGAGCCCAUCAACAAAUUUUUAACUUCUUGGCAAGAAUGUUCUAGAGCAGGGCCAACAUUGCAUUGCAAACAGUUUAGAAGAAAGUGUGAAAUAAAAAACUUUGCAAAAUUCCACAGGAAAAUACGCCUAACCUGUGUGUAAGCAGCACUUAAGCUGAUAUGUAAUUGUGCUGAUGUUACCGUCCUGAGGUAAGCUUCGUGCGAAGGAAAUCCAUACUGCAAGGCUAAUUGCUCCCCAAAAUGGCGAAAGUAAUCCUUGCACUAGAAUGGAGAAAAGAUUGAACCACCGAGAGUGGCUUAUCCUGCCACAAGGGCACUCCCACUAAAACUCCUCUGUUUAUUCUGUGAGGUCUUGAGCCAUCUACAAAUGUUGAAAAUUUGGCUGCGACUGUUGUAAACUCGUUCAAGCAAAACAGGAAUUUCUGAAAAAAAGGAAGGAUAUAGAUUUGACAGAGAUUUUGUACCUCCUGAAGGCUUUUUGGCAAAAAUACAAAUGAUAUAAAAGAAAAAAAUCGGCAUUUUGUUUAACACUUCCUUUGGUGUUGCUGAGAAAGAAAUUCAAUAAGUCUAUGAUAAUCAGGGAUGGCUUUCAUACUCAUCCUACCCCAUCGCCUACAGAGGAAGUUGGUACCAAAUAUCCUACCCCAUUGCCUACAGAGGAAGUUGGUACCAAAUAUUUAAGAGCUCAGAUUGGCUGGUUUCUGAGACUUUCACGUAUGAGAAUGGCUCUUACAGUGUUAACAUUUCAGUCCUUUGAAAAUUCCAUAAUUUCCUUAGAAUUUGAAAGAUUUGGUUGUUUUUCCUUCCAACAGUAUUUACAGCACUCUGUAAUCCUCUUCCCAUCAGAAACUAACAAUUGUUAACUAAUCGUUAUGAACCAUUAGAAUCCAAAAUGCUCUUGCCAAUUAACUAUCAUGCCAAGAAAUAAAACAAAUUAUCUUGGCACCGUCCAAGUAUCUGAACUUUACAUCUCUUUGAAGUAAAACUGAAGCAUUCCAUGCCAAUAAAAGGAGAAGGAAGAGAUGACAGAGAAACGGAACUAAAGUUGUAUUCAGAGUUGUAGAAUAUCCUCAAAAAAGUUUGAAUGUGUAAUCAAGGGGAAAUAGUGUGCAGUUGUUUUCUAAGUUAUUAAACAAUGUAUUCUGGUGGUGAAAAAAAAAACGGUUGGCAGCUCAUUUUUUAUUACGUAAAUGUUGAUUGAAAAUAAUCCUGGAGAAAGAUAUUCACAGAAUGUUUAAACUAAUUCAAAUCACAAAAAUACCAUUUCACUUUCUACUAAAGCCAAACCUCGACCAUUUAUUUUAACUAUGAAUACGUGUUUUACAAAGUUUUAAUCCAAGCAAGCAUUGUGUAAUAUAAUUUUUAAAAUGUAGUGAGGUUUUCUCAAUUUUCCAGGGAAGUUUUGUUUUAUAGGGAGUAACUUUGCUAAAUAGGGAGCACAGAUCACAAGUCUUAACCAGUUUAAUCAUCAUAUAAAUAUGUGCUUCACCAGUCAUAAACGGGCAUUAAGUACUAAGACUAAUUAAACUCCUUUCGUGAAUGUGCUCUAAAUAUGUGCUUCACCGGUCAUAAAUGGAGGUUUACUACUAAGACCGACUAAGGAGACUGGACGUGAGUGUGCCUAAGCCGCAGAUGAGGGCAAUUUCAGUGUUCAGUCUCCUGAGCUGGUCUUAAACGUUAAUUUAUGACUGGCCAAGCACAUUCAUUCCCAUUCGUAAAUACUUUUCGAGUCAGAGAGUCAAAAUAAGUCAGUUAUGAUGAAUUUUCAACGAUUUUGUUCCAGAAUUUUACUCUCAUUUUCCCUAACACCCCCAUGCAUUUUGUGGUAUAUUCCUUGGGCAAGGUAUCCAAUACUAUAGAAUCCAAUCAGAAUUGAUGAAAGUCUCUCGUGUCCAGGUGCUAGUGCCUGAUUAACGCAACGGCAUUAUCACUUCUCAGCAGACUUUAUCAAAUGUUAAUACGCACUCAAGUUGCAUGUUGUUGAAUAGCAGACUGAGGUAUCUUAAUUUUGCUUCCAACUUCGACAAAAAGAUAACAUUAACACCAAGUCUCAAGCAUGCAACUUUUCCUUGAAUAAACCCAUUUCCUUGGUUUUUCUUUGUACUUCCGGGUAUGUCAUCACAAAUUGAAAAGAGCUGUCCAAAGUUUUGUCCAGUGUGGAAUUUCGGCAUUGUUCCUGAUGUACAUUUACUUCCACGUUUCUCUUCAGUAAUAAGAGUUCCUGCAAGGCUUGACUGUUGACUCCUCUGGCAUUGUGCCCAUAUAUACUUCAAAUGUCCUUGAAAAAAAUACCUGUUUUGGUACUUCAACCAGCUUUUUUUGCAGAGUUGCAUGAUAAGCAACAAGACUGUGGAAAUUCCACACUUGAACUCGACUGUCUGAUGAGAAUACAGCAAUGGCUCGAAGUUACAGAUAACAAAAGCGGAAAUUUGUUCUAAAACCUAUCGAGAAGUUUGUCAGUUUUUAUGUUAUUAAAAGCCCCAAAUGAGAGGAUUUGUGUUGAAAAUUUAGGAUUUAUACCAUGCCGUCACCCAUUGGGUCUGUAGUUUUGCUUGUGGAAAAGACUUGUUUCCACAGUCGUUGGUAACCGAAAUGGAACUAAAUUCCUUGGAGUAUUUUAAGGAGAGAAGCAAUUUUUUUUUUUUUAGACUUUUGGUGAAAGAGUUGGUUAAAAAGAUCGUAAAAAAGGCCAACAAAAAUAGAUGAAAAAAACAAAGCGAGGUCAUUUGUAAUAUUUCAUUGUCUCACUUUUGAGAAAGUUUUCCCAUUCCAGGAAACAUGUCAGUAAUGUGCGCAUUUGUGUAUUACCAUUAUUUGUAAAUAUGUAUAUAGGUUUUUUAUAGCAUCAUACUCUGCUGUACAGUAGGCUAAAUGCUCAAGUGUUUUUUGUAUGGUAUUAUUGCCCAAGACAAGAUGAAAAGCUUGCUUGCUAGUUACAGACAAAAAUGGAAGGCUUUUUGUGUGAAGCUAUAUUUUCUUGACGCUAUAGUUCUUUUGCUGUUGUGUAAAGUCUUCAACAUUUAUGUAUAUGAAUAUUUACCGUGUUGUUGGCUGGGAUGUAGAUAUUUGAAAGCCUUAGGCGCGUACAUAGUAUCUCUGGUGUUUGUACAAUUACCCGUGCUGCUUGUGCAUUAGGUAGAAAUUUCCGCCAUGUAACCGUAAAAUGAAUCUAUAAUCACACCUGUUCAGUAUGUAAAUUCAGCAAACGGUGGAGUGCAGAUUCGCAGGCCAUAAUUUUGAAGACUAUUUUAUUGUGAUAUAUCGGUUAUUUGUUUUUACCAACUGUGCUGCAUGUGGCUUUUGGAAUGCAAACCUUUCUCCCAAGCUAGACUAUUUUGCUUUGCUUCAUUGUUGUGUGUUUGUUUCAGUUUUUAAAUUUAUUUUUUAUUUGUACUUAUUUUAAUCAUGUUUUUGUUAUUGUUUGUGAUUUAACUUUCCCAGUUCUCCGAGCCGAAAAUACAAAACUCGAGUGAUUGAGGCCUGUUUUGGUAAGACAGCAAGGGAGAGCGUAAUAUAGUAAACCAAUCUGGCCAGUUAUAUUUAUGGCCCCUUUCUGGCGUAAAAAUCUCAAUGUAUUCUGUUACAUGCCUGGUUUAUUUGGAGAGAUUUACUUGUAAAACAAACGUUUCGUAUAAAAUACACACGCAUCAGACCAUAAAGUCGACUUGGUUCUCUGAGUUAAUUUGAAAAGUCUGAGACUUAGAACGUGGAGCGAAUUUUGGUCUGAAUAGUCAGGUAUUGCCGAUGUUGAUUCAGACAGUAUUGUAAUAAUUCGUGGAACUUGACCAAGAUGUCUGCGGCAUGAAAGGUCUCAUUACUGACAAUAGUGUUGUAUUCCAAAAACUUGUUGUUGAGAAUAUUAAAAAUUAAAUAGCCUUGAAACAAAGGGA